Messenger RNA from Musa acuminata AAA Group (dessert banana), 1278 nucleotides. Its product is annotated as sialyltransferase-like protein 1. The transcript has a single exon. NCBI's taxonomy places the organism in Eukaryota, Viridiplantae, Streptophyta, Magnoliopsida, Zingiberales, Musaceae. The record is from RefSeq and is a predicted model, not a curated record. Gene Ontology annotation, molecular function: sialyltransferase activity. Bases 1 to 1278 code for a protein of 425 amino acids.
AUGGUGCGGAGGACGGCGACCUCUUUAGCUCCGAUGUUGAGAUUUGGCCUCCGAACAGUCUUGAGGGCUACAGUGAUGAGGAGCUUCAUUCGCGUCCCUUUCGUCCUCCUCCUCGUGGUAGCCGCAUUCAGCUGGCGCUCGGUGUUUCGCCGCGGCGUCACGCAGGCGCCCUUAGUCGACGAGGACGCGUCCCUGUUCGACGCCGAGGACGCGUCCCUGCUUGACGCCGAGGCCCUCAACGCGACCCUCUACAACCUCACCGACGCUGAGGCUGGCGGGGUGGAGCUGCAGCAGGAAGUGCUGGACCUUAUGGGCGGGAGACUAGAAUCCGUCUACGCCGCCGGCGGGCAGUCCCACAUUAUCUCCAUCUGGCGGAGCAUGAGAUACGCAGGGAGUCGGCCGGGGCUUUUGGCCCGACGCCGGUUCCCCGCUCGGCCGGAGCACCCCGAUCGCGGCCGGCUGUUCCAGGAGUUCCGCUGGCGGCUCAGCGAUUGGUUCCUCGACAGUCGCGGACUCCAGCCGGAGGUCAUGUCGGAACUCAUAGAGCGCAUCAAGCGCCCCAUCGAUCGGCACUACGGGUACCCGCACACCGGCCGGCCAUACGCCACCUGCGCCGUGGUCGGCAACAGUGGCGUCCUCCUCAAGUCCGCACACGGCCGCCUCAUCGAUGGUCACGACCUCGUCAUCCGCCUCAACAACGCCCGCACCGCGGGCUACCAGCAGCACGUCGGCUCCAAGACCACCAUCUCCUUCAUCAACAGCAGCAUCCUCCACUCCUGCGCCAUGCGCCUGGGCUGCUACUGCAACCCGUACGGCCGCUUCGUCCCCAUCGUCGUCUACAUUUGCCAGCCAGCCCAUUUCCUCGACUACCUCAUCUGCAAUUCCACCCACAAGUCCCCGCUGCUCGUCACCGACGGCGGGUUCGACACCCUCUGCACCCGCAUCGUCAAGUACUACUCGUUGAAGAGAUUCGUCGAGGAUACCGGAAAGCACCCCAUGUUGUGGGGCAAGUUCCACGACGAGAAGCUGUUCCAUUACUCGUCAGGGAUGCAGGCCGUCAUGCUCGGGUUGGGCAUCUGCAAGAGGCUGAACGUCUUCGGGUUCGGCCAGUCGGUGGAUGCGAACCACCACUACCACACCAACCAGACGGCGGAGCUGAACGUGCUCGAUUACGCGGCGGAGUACGAUUUCUACCGCGAUCUGGUCGAGCGGCCGCAGGCGAUACCGUACCUGAGAAUCACCAAAAUUAAGGUCCCUCCUGUUGUUUUCUACCACUGA